AUAUAGCACUUUACUCAGAUGAUAAAACAAAAAUGUUUGGCGCCAGUCGCACAAUUAUGUGUGCCUCUAGGAAUCGAAGCAUCGACCUGCGAAUUAAUGGUUUUGAAAUGAUGAAAGGAAAACGCCAAACAUUUCAAACAGAUGAAGGAUACAAGAAAGAUGACCUACAAAUGGAGGUUCAACAAGAAUGCAUGCAGUUCUCUUUAUUAGCAAGGGAUCUGUGUAGCCGAUUUCUAACUGUUUUCUUGGCUAUAAUGAAGGACAAUGAGAAACACCUUUUGCAAACACUGGAGUUCCAGCUGGAGCAGGCUCUUGAAGACCGUCUGCAAUUCAAGCUGAAGACUGCUGAGCCAGAACUGCAGGAUCUGGUGGUGAAUUUACUUGAUUCUAGUGGAGCCAUUAUCGUUGACCUUGUGGAAGCAGUCCUUUACUUUCUUCAGGCUCUAGAUGAAUUGACUGAACUCCAGCUGUGGUUGCUGGCAGAAUCUGUGGAGAAAAAGAUUGUGUCCAAGGAGGUGACACUGGUAAAAAGUAUUCUGGAUCACAAAUUCAGCAAAAAAGGAGGAAGUUUUACUAUAGAUGUUCAGUCCCUGACUGAAGAGGAGCUGAAUAUAACUGGAGCAAUGAUUGAAAUGAGCAGAGUGACAAUUCAGAAAACCGGACUUAGCCUUGUUCUGACUGGAGAACCUGCUGCUUUAUCUGACUUAAAUGCUCUGUAUGUAGCUCUGUAUGUACUCAGUCUCCUAUCCAAAUAGGAGCUUGACUCGAAAAACAAGGCAUAACAUGAUGGUUAUAAUUUACAGAACAAAUAACCUGUUAUUGUUGUUUGAACUUAUAUACUGCACCACAGUGCUAAAGGACUCACUUUCUGGGUGGUUUACAACAUAAUUAUGCAAACAACAUCUUGCCCCCGAGCAAACUGAGUACUCAUUUUACUGACUUUGGAAAGACAGAAGACUGAAUGAGCCUUCAGUCAGCUAUCUGAAUUUGCUGGGAUUGAAUUCAAUAAAUAUUCUCAGAGACUCUCCCAACCCUGCUUAUAACUUAUUUGAACUGUUGCCUGCAUAUAAACCAGGGAUGCGGUUGCUCCCUUUCCAUUGCCCACUGAUUCCCCAUAUUUUCCUCCCCCUCCUUCUUCUAUGGUGGUGGAAUGCAGUGUUGUUUUAGGUUAGCUCAUGCGCUAUAAGGGUGGAAGAUGGGGUAUUAUCAGUUUGCUAAGAUUGCAUAGUUAACUUUGUCACAACUCUUUUGGUAGUUGGGGCACUAGGAUUGGAACCAGAUCAUGUACGGGUCAAAAAGAAGGCUGCUCGCCCGGGAUAGUGAAUGAACCUCUCUGUAUGGGAUGAUAGGGGCAUGGUCUGAGCCAGCAUGGGGGCCCACUGGCCUAGCCCUUGCCCUUCAGGUGACAAAGAAUCAUGGAGUAGCAUAUGUGGGGUGGUCACCAAAAGACGGCGACUUCUGGGGGCAGACCUUCAGCAGUUGUUGAAGUGAAUGGUGGUGGGCAUCGGGGCAGGUGGGGCGUCUCACUGCACUGGGUCCAAUUCCACAGUGCUGGCCAGGGACGGUUGCUGUAACUAAUAAACUUUUAGUCUUUUUCUUCCAAUGAAAAA
Pogona vitticeps (central bearded dragon) is the source of this 1610-nucleotide messenger RNA. NCBI's taxonomy places the organism in Eukaryota, Metazoa, Chordata, Lepidosauria, Squamata, Agamidae. The record is from RefSeq and is a predicted model, not a curated record.